Messenger RNA from Hemicordylus capensis (graceful crag lizard), 957 nucleotides. Its product is annotated as zymogen granule membrane protein 16-like. The transcript is spliced from 5 exons. The coding region runs from base 334 to 891 and encodes 185 amino acids. Lineage: Eukaryota; Metazoa; Chordata; Lepidosauria; Squamata; Cordylidae. The record is from RefSeq and is a predicted model, not a curated record.
AAAAAGAACAACUUGGUUGGGAUAAGCCAAUCAUAAAGCAGAAUAAAACACAUUACUGAAUAUGGUCUUGGAUACCUAUGAGGUGGGGCUAUAAAAGUUGGCUUGUAGCGGUCAAGUGUUCCUAGCAACAUUGCUUUUUGAUCCUUUGAUAUUGGCACUUCCUAUCAUUGAGAAGCAGAAUUCACCGAGCAUUGGAGUCUCCACCCACUACCUGAGCUGGGAUCAGACCAUCGUGUGAGAGGAUGUUUCUCCAGAUCAUAGUACUUGUCAUUGCUCUUUUCGAAAAUACAGUUUCUGAUAAUCCAGAUAGAAGCAAUCUCAGAGAGAGAAGGGAUGACCACCAAACCAGCGUUUGAUGGGCCAGUCCAGGCUGGUUACAGGGAAGUGGGCCAGGCUUGUACUAACCCAUCAAAGAACGUACGAUACCGAAGUGUCUAUUCCUAUUCGGGAGAAUAUGGUGCUGUAUCUGGAAAAUCUUUCUCUUAUUCCACUGACUAUCUAUGUAGCCUUAUCACUGGAUUCCGGAUCUGGGAGGUUUCUUCAUCCUACAUCACUGGGAUCCAACUGGAGUUCAAUAACACCUGGAGCAAAACUUAUGGCAUAGACAAGUCAAAGCUGCAUGAGGUUAUCCUCUUUCCUGGGGAGCAUAUCACUCAGGUCUCUGGCAAAGAGAACACCUACAUCUACCAGCUGAUCUUUGUGACCUCUAUGAAACGCAUCUUCUUCUUUGGUCAACCCUCAGGAUAUAGCUUCAAUGCCUACCCCAUGUACCAAGGCAACAUCCUGCUGUUCCUUAUUGGCCACACAGAUAGUAACGCUAUCACAGGGAUUGGCUUUCACUGGCACAUGGCCAAGUUGUUUGAGGGCAACUGUCAGUAUAUCAGAGGUUGAUUAGUUCCACUGGCCAGUAGGUACACCCCACAGCAAAUACUAUCCAUUCUUAAGCAAUAAACUAAU